CCUUUUCUUUUUUCACAUCACUUUUUCUGAUCCGGUGCUUUUACAGCAGGGAGAAGAGUUUCACUUUCUAAUUUUUUAAUCAUAGAACUGAGGAAUUGUUGUUUUUUUGGGUUGUAAACUGUGUGUUGCAUUUAGUUAUUUCUGUUUUUUUGUUGGUUGGUGAGAUACUUAGGAGCUGUGGUUGUAGAUUGGAAAUCAAGAACAGAUUUUGCUGCAGAUAUCUCUGUCUAUUUGAGUUUUUGGUAGUUCAAAUGACUUGAUAGACUCCUGUUGAUGUUAAAGAGUUCAUCUUGAAAUUUGCUUCCUGUGUUUUCUUGCCAUUUAGUCGAAUUCUUGAAAGGGGGGUUGUCGUUUUGCCACGGAGGCGAUGAAUUCUCAUAUCUUCUUGUUUACCGUAGUUUGAUUUCAGCAUGUUUUAAGUGGUGGUGGUUUGUAACUGGCAGAUCUCGCUUCCGGUUUAUGAUGCAGCCUCGAGUUAAUUGAGUUGUUUGAUGAGCCCCUUCAUGGAGAUGGAGUGGAAUGCGAAGUGGGAUUGGGAAAACUUAGUCGCGUUUGGUUCAAAGGGGAUUGAGAGUCCGAAGAAUCUGCAGUUAGCGGAUUGGACAAUUGUGGAUGGUGGAGAGAUCCAUGGUGGAUCCUUCAAUCUCUCUGCUGCUGCUUGUAAUGGUAACAGCGGUGGUGGCUCUGAUGGUAGUAGGCAUGGUUCUUCAGCCAAGAGCUCGAUAUCAGCUUCUACCGACUCAUCCUGCAAGGAUAGGAUGCAGACUUCCAUCUUAACGUUCACUACAUCCGAGGGCUCUUUUGGGAACUUCAGCAAGAAGAUUGAGAUGAAAGGAAUCGAGCUUUCUGGAACUUCCUCAACUCCAGACGCAGAAGCAUUGCUCGGAUUGAAGCUGGGAAAGCGGACAUAUUUUGAGAACACCGGAGGUGGAGGUACUGCUAAGAGCACUUCCUUUUCUGCCAUGCCUGCUCCAGCCACCGCCACCGCCACUACACCAAAGAAAACUAAAUCAUCUGCUCAGAAUAGUCCUAUAUGUUGCCAAGUCGAGGGCUGUAACACUGAUCUUUCACUGGCGAAAGAAUAUCACCGGAAGCAUAGAGUUUGUGACAGCCAUUCAAAGUGCCCAAAGGUUACGGUUGGAGGCUGUGAACGCCGGUUUUGCCAGCAGUGCAGCAGCUUGUCAGAGUUCGAUGAAAAGAAGCGCAGUUGUCGAAGAAGGCUUUCUGAUCAUAAUGCAAGGCGUCGUAAGCCACAGCAGGAAACCAUCCAGUUCAAUUUGCCUAGGCUGUCAACCCCAUUCUAUGGAGGGACCCAACCGAUGAGUUUCAUGCUGAACAAUUCCCCACUUGCUCACUCGAGGACCACUGCAAAUUCUAGUUGGAACAACUCCAAAUUCGCACUACCCAAAGGGUGUUUGUUGAAGUCUGAAGGAGAUGAAGGUAUCGAUGAACAGUUGCACAUGCCAGGAAUCAGGCUGCCACAAACCAUCAAUAUGCAAAAUGCAGCGAAUGGUCUCUCAGCAGCAAAUCAUACACAGCCAGUGGUUUUGAAUCCAGGUGGCAAGGGAUCUUUGAUCUCUUCCCUAGAUGCAGCACCAGAAUAUCGUCGUGCUCUCUCUCUUCUGUCAAGCAAUUCCUGGGAUUCGUGCAAUCAAGAAUCAGUUCAGUUACACCAUCAACUACAUGAGAACAGUUCCAACAUCAUCCAACCUAUGUAUCAUGCAAUCCCUGAAGGUGUGCCCUUCUCUUCCUCAGACUUCUGGCCGACUGGGCCACAUCCAACUCAUCACUACCUUCAAUCUUUGGGCACAAAGACACCCUACGAUAAUGACUUCUAUUCCAACAUAUUGAACUGACCAAUGUCGACAAGUCUGUUCUUCAUCUUCGUGGACCUAUUCUAGGUGGUCCUUGAAUAAGGUUUUGAAUUAUGACGUCGCCUUUUUUUUGGUUCCUGCCUUGUUUGCGACGUCUUUCUGUCUCAUAUGGUAGGCCAUCUAACAAGUUGAUUCGUUUUGGGAAAACGAUUGUUCAUUCAGUUUGAAGGAUAACUUAUUUGUACUGUACUGUUAUCAGAUUUUGCAAGUGUUUUAACAAUGCUCCUUCACUUGUAACUUGGGAAUAUUUUGAAGUACCAACUAUUCAAUAAGUAUUCAACUUCA
Messenger RNA from Salvia hispanica, 2159 nucleotides. RefSeq names its product squamosa promoter-binding-like protein 12. Gene Ontology annotation, molecular function: DNA binding. NCBI's taxonomy places the organism in Eukaryota, Viridiplantae, Streptophyta, Magnoliopsida, Lamiales, Lamiaceae. The record is from RefSeq and is a predicted model, not a curated record. Gene Ontology annotation, cellular component: nucleus.